ACAAAACAAUUGUUUUUAGUUUGUAUUUUGCAAAUUAAAACAAUACUAGUCUUUUGUUUAUUUUAUUUUUUUGCAUUAUAAUUUUGUUUUUGUGUGAAAAUUAUCAAAGUAAAUUAUGAAAACUUCCACCACGCCACAAAACGAAGAUACACCGAAGACGACACAAACAAAAUCGACAAAAAAAUCUGCAAAAUCCAGAGCAAAAUCUAAUAAAUUGGAAAUUAACAAUAGCAGUAGUUCCAGUAAAAAUGCAACCGGCAAUUUGUCCAGCUCAACAACAGCGGCACAAUUAAUAACACAUCAGCAACAAAACAAUCAAACUAAUCAAUUGAAUAUUGUAACAACACCAACCACACCCACUUCGUCUUACAUGUCUGGUGGUGGAGUGUUUGACGCAUCCAUGCCACAGCAUGGCAGUGGUGGAGUAUCAGGAGGUUCUGGUGGUAGAGAUGAAUUAAAUACUACUUCGAGAAGUAAUCACAAAAGUUAUGCAGGUCUUGAGCCUAGAUCUAUUAAGAUUAUAUGGGAACAACAUGAUCAAAGUGAUGUUGAAUUAUCGGGAGAAGUUUGCGCUCGAGUUGCCGAAGAUGCUUCCUAUAGAUUAUGGGAAUUGAUUAAUAAUAUUAAAACCUAUGCCCGUCAUUCAGGAGGUUCUAUAACAUAUGAUCUGGUUAACGAAGUUUUACGUGAUUCUGAUGUACCUCCCUGUUUAGGAGCCAUGGAUAGUGAUUGGGAUCGCAUCGACUAUGAUGGCAGUUAUUUUUUCUACUCUGAUAAAAUAAUCGAACUACGAGAUGAAUAUCAGAAAGAUGUCACUUUUAACAUGCCACAAGGUGCCGACUUUAAAUGUUCUUGGCCAAUGGAAGACAAACAUAUGGAGAAUAUCAGGAAAUAUGUACCCGCUUUUAUAUAUGUGGCAUUAAAUGCUUCCACAGAUGAUUUGGAUGCGGUAUUAACAGAAGCCGCCUUUAGUUCUUUAAUGGGUCACUGUUAUCGUUUAAUACUCACCAAAAUCAUACAAAUCGUGGCCUUUAAACAAAGUCCCGAUAUAUGUCAACGUUGCUGGCGUUUACUUCGUGCUCUAUCCUCUAAUCCCCAAUGUCGCGAUGUAGACGCUCGAGAAGAAUAUUUCCAUUUGGCAGAAAUUUUAAUAUGUCAACUAUUAGCUCCCUAUGAAAGCAUCAAAGUACAAAACUCCUCAGUUGCAAAUGAAAAAACAGAAGAUACUUCUAAUCAGAAUAACAUUAAAAUGGAGAUUGAUAAUUUGGAUGCAGAUUUUAUGGAUCAUACACAAUCGACUAUGGACAAUUUAGAAGGAAAUUCAAAUGGAGAUAAUACAGAGAAAAUUUACAAAUUACAAGCCGAUAUGGAUGAAGAGGAAAUAAAUUGCUGCAACACUACAGCAACAAAUGCCGGAGGUAGUUAUCAAACUUCUCAGUAUUUCGCCAGUCCAGUUGAUGCAAAGAUAGUAGAUGAGUUAUGUGAAACUUUGGGACAUUUAGCCGCUAUUAAUGGUUACUUUCAAAGUGAAUGUCUAUAUCAUAUAGUACGAAGACUGGAACGGUUCUUUGAGGGACGUUUUAUCAGUACAGAAAGGGAUUACAACUAUAUAAGUCGAGCUAUGCGCGGUCUCAUAGCCCUGGGAGAAUAUGCUUUUCGCGAAUUUAUACCAUUUUUGUAUAAACUCAAAGCCGAAGAUAUACCCGAAACUCUAUGGAAUGAUUUUACGGUAUCUGCGGUAUUCCUACAAGGUCAUGAUGAUAUUUUUCUCUACGAAUGGUUAGAGUUUGUCUGCGGUGGCGAUAAAUUACAACCCUUUAUGAGCUAUCAAGCUCAGUACUAUGAAAAGUUCUUAAAUUAUCGCUAUUUAAGACGUAAACCGGCCACGUUUAAAUUUAAUCCCAAAUUGGGUGUUAGACGUCUAGAAUGGAGCACUCUAGCGGCCGCUAUGUGUCAUGGUGAUGACCCAAACAAGGCUUUAAAGCCUAAACCUUCAAUCAAGGAAGUAUUUCCCGAUUUAAAACCCAUCAAUAUGAAUAUAAAUCGAGCAGGUAAUAUACGGUUUAAAUUUGCCGGUUGUCGUCCGGUGAUUAUUAAAGGAAAAAAUAAAUUUGGUUUACAAACGGCCGAUUUGGGGCAACAAAAUGAAAAGUUAUUGAAUGGUUGUGGUCAAAAUGAUAUUCUAAUAGCGAAGAGAAGAUUAUUUAAACCACUAACGAAUGAAAAAUCUAUGAUACCAUUAUGUAGUUAUAACUUUUUAAAUAUAUAAUAUUAGAAAUAAUAUAAAAUAUAUAUA
Lucilia cuprina (Australian sheep blowfly) is the source of this 2296-nucleotide messenger RNA. RefSeq lists its product as uncharacterized. The record is from RefSeq and is a predicted model, not a curated record. Gene Ontology annotation, biological process: transcription initiation at RNA polymerase II promoter; RNA polymerase II preinitiation complex assembly. NCBI's taxonomy places the organism in Eukaryota, Metazoa, Arthropoda, Insecta, Diptera, Calliphoridae. The coding region runs from base 116 to 2269 and encodes 717 amino acids. Gene Ontology annotation, cellular component: SLIK (SAGA-like) complex; transcription factor TFIID complex; SAGA complex. Gene Ontology annotation, molecular function: transcription coactivator activity; RNA polymerase II general transcription initiation factor activity; protein heterodimerization activity. The transcript is spliced from 6 exons.